AUGGCUGAGAUGUUUGUGUUCACCGUCACCUUCCCCCCCUUCGGCAUUUCCCGGCCCCCGCAUCCGGCUAUUGUACCCCCCCAUCGAGCCGGAUCCAGCCCCGGUGCUGGCGGGGAGGAACCAGGAUUUCGGGAGGAAACGGGAAGGCUGGCCAGGGCCGGCAUGGCGGGCGGCUGGGAGACAGCAUUGGGCCUGGGGCUCUGCCUCGCCGCCCUGCACCACGGAGGCUGCCGCCUUCCCAGCGUGGCCACGGCACCCCAAACUCCAGCUGUGCUGCGGGACAAUUUCCGCCUGCAGCCGGGUGAUUUGGUGACCACAACGGGACAAGCAUUGGAGCUGGAUUGUGUCCCCCCCUUGGGGUACCCCGAACCCUACAUUACCUGGAAGAAGGACGGGGUGACCUUGGACUUGGUAGGUGGCAGGUACGCGGUCACCAAGGGGAAGUUGCAGGUGGCAUCGGCACAACGGAGCGACUCCGGUCUCUACAUCUGUGUGGCGGCCAAUGCGGCAGGCAAGAGGGAGAGCCGGGGUGCCCGCGUCUCUGUGCUGGAGAAGCCAAGCAUUGUGCGGCACCCGAGUGACGCCGUGGCGGUGGCUGGCAGCACCGUGGAGCUGGGUUGCAGCGCCCGAGGUGACCCAGCACCACAGGUGCAGUGGCACAAGGAGCAUGGAGACCUGCCCUGGGGCAGGCACGAGGUGGACCGGGAGCACACUCUGCACCUCUAUGCCGUGACGUCUGCCGAUGCCGGCGCGUACGUGUGUACAGCACAGAGCCAGCUGGGCACCGCCGCCGCCACCACCUUCCUGCACGUGGAGGACCGGCUGGCAACGGGCCAGCAGGAGACUGCCCCACGGGACCUGCUGGCCGUGCGGCUGCACCUGGACAACGGCACUGCACUGCCCACUGCCGCUGUCCAGCUCCGCUGGCAGAUGCUGAUGCCGGUGCCGGUGCCUGUGGGCUACGUGGUGCUGUACCGCAGCCUGCUCCCGGUCACCACCUCCUGGGUCCAGCACGAUGCAGGCACGGAGCUCAGCGCCACCAUCCCUGCGCUCCGCAGGGGCUACAAGUACGAGUUCAAGGUCCGACCCUACACUGGAGGAACCCAGGGUUCAGACAGCAACAGCAGGCACCUCUGGAUACCCGAGGAAGUGCCUAGUGCAGCGCCCCAGCGUGUCACCGUCAGCCAGGCUGAGGCAGGGAACAGCACCGUGGUCGUGAGCUGGGAGCCGCCUCCUCCUGAAGCACACAAUGGCGUCAUCCGGGGCUACCAGGUCUGGUCAAUGGGUGAGGGCUGGCAGCAUCCCACCAACAGGACAGUGGACGGAGCCACCCACCGCCUGGAAAACCUCCUCCUACACCCUGGGGCCGAAUUCUGUGUUCAGGUGGCAGCUUUCAACAGCGCAGGGCUGGGGGUUCCCAGCAAUGCCACGUGUGGAGUCCUGGGGCUGACAGCAGGGAGCAGCAGGGUGGUCCAGGCACUGCGGCAGCCUGCUGUCAUCGCAGCCGCUGGUUCCAUGCUCUGGUUGGCCUUACUCGCCCUCCUCCUCCUCCUCUGCCAGCGCCGGGCCAGCCAGGACGCCGCAGCUCGCCACAGGCUGGUGGCUGGUGACUCGCCAUGGCUUGGUGGUCCCUGGAAACCCAGCUGUGCCCCCCGAAACCUCAGCAGCAGCAGCAGCCUCAGCAGCCGGCUCCUGGGCAGUGAUGGCAGGGACCCCCACCCCUCCUCCCUCUCCUUGGAGCCGCCGAGCCUUGGUCCCCCCACGCCCCCCAUCCACAGCAGCCUCUGUGGGGGACACCCACCACCCCUCGGGGACAUGGGGUGCUGUGGUGGGGGGCACCCCGGGGUGCAUUCCUCGCCCAGCACCCCAAACCCAGCACCCUGGGAGCGUGUUCGCAAGAGAGAGCUGCACCAAGUGCACAGCACCCCGGUGCUCAUAGCUGGCCCCAGCCACAUCCCUGUCACUGGAAGUGGAGGCGAGUGGGGGACAGACUUUGGGCAGGCAGCCAGGCAGCCUCAGCAAAGGGGACACGAGAGUGACACCAUCGCUGCCAGGAUGGACAGCAGGGACCCACGGCUACCGGUCUUCAGCUCUCCAAAACCACAUCGGGGCAGCACCUCACCGGCCUCUGGUGUAACCACAUCACUGGUGACACCCCCGAGACCACCCCAUGCCUGGCACCCACCAGUGACACGGUCCCCGGCCUCUGUGUGCCCCAGGGACACAUCUCUGGUCACCAGGCAUCCCAAGGACAUGUCCCCAGUCACUGGGAUCCCCAGGGACAUGUCCCCAGUCACUGAGAACCCCAGGGGUGUGUCACCAGCCACCAGGAACCCUAGGGACAUGUCCUUGGUCACUGAGCACCCCAAGGACAUGUUCCUGGACAGCAGGCACCCCAAGGAUGUGUCCUCAGUCACCAGGACCCCCAGGAACAUGUCGCCAGCCACUAGGCACCACAAGGAUCCAUCACCAGCAACCAAGAACCAGAGGGACACAGUCUUGGCCACCAGGCACCCUGAGGACACCUCCCUGGUCACCAGGCACCCAAAGGACACAUCCCAAGGCACAAGUCUGCCCAAGGAGAUGUCCCCACCCACUAGGCACUGCAGGGACAAGUUCCUGGCCUCCAGCAGGUCUCCUGAAAACAUGUCACCAGCCUUGAGGCAUCCCAAUGACAUAUUGCCAGCCACUGGGCACCCCAGGGACACAUCUCCACUCACCAGGCACAUCUCCACUCACCCUGAGGAGAUGUCAUCAGUCCCCAAGCACCUCAGGGACAAGUUCUUGGACACCAGGUACUCUAAGGACAUAUCUCAGGCCACCAGGAACCCCAGGGAGCCAUCACUGGUGACCAUGCACACAAGGGACAUGUCCCUGUGCAGCAGGUACCCUGAAAACAUGUCACCAGCAAUAAGGCAUCCCAAGGACACAUCUCCAGACAGCAGGCACCCCAGGGACACAUCUCCAGCCACCAGGCAUCCCGAAGAGGUGUCUCCCGUCACUGGUCACCAGAAGGACAUGUUCUUGGACACCAGGUACACCAAGGACAUGUCCCUGGCCACCGGGCGCCUCUCGCCAGCAUUCAGUGAUGGGGUCCUCACACAACAGCAGGUGGCUGAGGUCCUGGAGAUGGACCAGGACACUAACUGCUGCAGACCCCCAGCACCAACCACACCACGGUCCUUCUCACCACUGCACACCUACGGCUACAUCUGUGGGCCACCAGCCUCUGAGCUAGGUGAGGAGGAGGAAGAAGAGGAGGAGGAGGAAGAGGAGGAGGAGGAAGAGCAUACAGCAACGAGGGGCUCACCAGGAGGGUCGCUGCUGAAUGGCUGGGGGUCUGUCUCGGAGGACAACUUUGCCAGCACCCGCUGCAGCUUGGUGAGCUCCUGUGACGGCUCCUUCCUCCUGGACGCCAGCUUUGCCCGGGCACUGGCCGUGGCUGUCGAUGGCCUCUGCUACAGCCUUGAGGACACCGAUGGGGCCUACGAGGGUCCCUCACCACCACCAUCGCCCUUGGAGCAGGUCUUCCCACCUGGAGCCCACACUACCAGCUGGGACUGGUGGACAGCGCUGGAGGUCCCACAGAGAACCAGGACAGAGGCAGCCGUGAACAGUAGCUCACAGAAUGGUGGCCAAGGGUCAGGGAUUGGCAGCCCCUGGGCCAGGGAAGGUGGUGAGCUGCGGACAGGAGGGACAGGAGCGAGGCAGUCCCCAGGGCGUAGGACACAGCAAGGCCAGACCCUUGGCUCAGCUAAAAUCCAGCUUUAUUAGGCAGUUCCCCAAACAGGGGCUCUUUACUAGGAAAAGCCACCCACAAAGGGUGGAUGGCGCCUAGGUUGGUGGGUGUCCCUCCUUAUUCAGUGUUCUUGUCCUUCCCAAGUGUCCUCCUUCCACAGUUCUCCAUCCCUGCUCAGCAUCCCCACCCCUUCCCAAAUUCCUCAUUCCUCCCCAGCAUCCUCAUCCUCCCCAAGAGUCUGCAUCCCUCUAAAUGUCCUUGUCCUUCCUCAGUGUCCUACUCCUUCCCUAGCAUACUCAUCCCUCCUUACUAUCCUUCUUCAACCCAAGCACUGUUGCCCACCCUGUGUUCUUUUCCUUCCCUAGGGUUGUUGACCCCCUUGACGAUCCCCAUUCCCGCUGACUAUUCCCAUUCCUUCCAGCUGUCCUUAUGAUAGUUCAUGUCCUUCCUCAGCAUCCUUGUCCAACCUUUUCUAUCCUUGUCUCUCCCAAACGUUCUGAUCCUUCCCAAGCCACCUGAGUGGCCUUGUGCUCCCUCUAAAUGUCCUUGUCCCUCCUAACCAUCCUCAUUCCCAGGCUUCUCAGCCCUCCUGAGUGUCCUCAUCCUUCAUCAGUUGUUUUGUUCCCCAUGCCAAGUGUCCUUUUCCUUCCCCACUGUCCUCAUCCCCCUGCAACCAUCCUCCUUGUCCCUUACUACUGUCCUUGUCCCUCCCAAGUAAUCUUGUUUUUUUCAAGUGUCCUCCUCCCCCCAGCAAUCCUCAAUCCCCUAGAAAUCCUUGUCCUUCCUCCAUGUCCUCUUCCCUCCAGGCAUCCUUGUUCCCCAGCCUUCCUUGUCCCUCACCAGCACCCUCAUCCAUCUGUUGUAUCCUUGUCCCCCAUCAUGUAAUCUUGUCCCCCACUAACUGUCCCCUUCCCUUUCAAUCACCUCAUCCCUCUCAGAUGUCCUUUUCCUUUCCCAGCAUCCUUGUUCCUCCAAGCUGUCCUUGUCUGCAGGAUCCUUGCCCCAUUCAAGCAUCUUCCUCAUCCCUCCCCAGCACCCUCAUCCCUCUUCUGCUCAUCUGUCCCAACUGUUUCUGUCCCCAGGGUUCAUAUCCUCCCUUGAGCAUCUUCUUUGUCCCUCCUGAGCAUCCUUGUUCCUCCCAGUGUCCUAAUUCCUUGUGAAUUCCUUGCCCCACCCCAAGAAUCCCUGUCCCCCUCACUCUUGACGCCGACUGGCCGUGACCUCUGUGCAACCCUAUUUUUUUGGAGCCACUCAGAAAUUAAAGAACAUCCCUCAGUG
Molecule: messenger RNA, 5017 nt
Organism: Vidua chalybeata
Lineage: Eukaryota; Metazoa; Chordata; Aves; Passeriformes; Viduidae
Gene: ROBO4
Product: roundabout guidance receptor 4
Biological process (GO): synapse organization; homophilic cell-cell adhesion
Cellular component (GO): plasma membrane; axon; neuronal cell body
Molecular function (GO): axon guidance receptor activity; protein binding
Source: RefSeq, a predicted model, not a curated record